AUGGCAAUCCUCGACACCUUCAUUCCGCACCUCGUGCACCUCGCUGCCCGGCAAGCCGACGAUGACAAUGCCAACAACACCAACCAACCCGGCAACAAGAGUCCUGAGCAAUUCGCGAGUCAGGGCCGAUACAACUAUCCUCCAUCCUUCGCCGCAGCGGUGAUCUUCCUGAUCUUCUUCAGCGCGGUCCUGUUGGCGAACGUGGCGCAGUUCUUCUGGCACCGGGCCUGGUUCUGGUGGGUGAUGAUAUUCGCGGUGUCAUUAGAAUUUGUCGGCUACCUGACGCGCGCCAUGUCAAUCCACAAUCUCGACAGCCGCGGCCUCUUCAUCAUCCAGACGGUCGUCAUCCUCGUGGCCCCCGCCGUCAUGGCCGCGGCAUGCUACAUGGCCUUUGGCCGGAUCGUGCUGUGGGUGGUGCCGCCACGCUUCCAGACGGCGCGGCACCUGUGGGUCCCCGCGCGCCGCAUCACGCCCAUCUUCGUAGGGUCCGACGUCUUCAGCUUCUUCGUGCAAGUCAUCGGCGGCGCGAUGGUCGCGGCGGCCAACGACCGCGACAGCGCCGACCGGGGCAAGAACAUCGUCAUGAUCGGCCUGGCGCUACAACUCGCCGCGUUUGGAUUUUUCGUGGUUGCGAGUUUCCGGCUCAACGUUUUGCUGCGGCGAGGCAUGCGCGACGUCUCACUACCGAAAGAGCGCAACUGGGAGCUGUUUUUGAGCGUGAUCAACGUGGCCAACCUUUUGAUUCUGAUCCGGACGAUCUUGCGGUUUGUGGAAUUCGCGCUCGGCACCACGAAUUACCUGAUCGACCACGAGUGGUUCUUCUACGCGUUCGACUCGGCACUCAUGCUCCUGGUGGCCGCGCUGUUCGUCGUCGUCCACCCGGGCCAUUACUUGCCGUAUCUGGGCAUCCGGCGGCGCGAGAUGCAGUUCUCGAAGAAUGCCGACGCCGGGCCGUUUGCCAGGCUUGCAAAGGGCCGCAUGAACGUGGAGUUGAUGUGA
Molecule: messenger RNA, 999 nt
Organism: Cladophialophora yegresii CBS 114405
Lineage: Eukaryota; Fungi; Ascomycota; Eurotiomycetes; Chaetothyriales; Herpotrichiellaceae
Exons: 2
Coding region: 1-999 (332 amino acids)
Cellular component (GO): membrane
Source: RefSeq, a predicted model, not a curated record